AACAGAAUCCUUUCUCAUAGCAUGUCUGGUAGUAGCAAAAUGGCUUCACCGUACUUGGAGAAUCCUGUAGACAUCGGAGCCCAAAUUAUACAAAGGGCUUUACGCAGGGAAAGAGUUUUAAGAGAUAAACAAAACCCACUGGCAUUCUCUGAUGAGCACUUAUACGAGAGAUACAGGUUUUCGGCGGAGGGAAUAUUAUAUCUAUGUCGGCUUCUUGAGCACCAUAUUAAAAACCCGACGCGACGAAGCCACGCGACCACUGUCCCUCAAAUGAUUUGUAUUGCUUUGCGUUUCUUUGCAAGUGGCACAUAUCUAUAUGAGGUGGGCGAUGCCGAAAAGCUCAGCAAAAACACAGUUUGCCGAACUAUUCGUAGGGUGGUUAUCGCACUCCAGAGAUACAUAAACACUUUCAUUGUGUUCCCUGGACAUUUACCCACCGUGACCAUAAAAGAGGGCUUCUCUAAAAUAGCUGGAUUCCCUAGAGUUAUUGGAGCAAUAGAUUGCACGCACAUUCCAAUCUCUACACCAACAAAACAAAUUGAGGCUGAUUAUCUCAACAGAAACGCUACUCAUAGCCUCAACGUUCAGAUGACUUGUGACCAUCAGUGUAUGAUCACAAAUCUGGAUGCCAGAUGGCCUGGCUCUAUGCUGGACACCAAGAUUUUUGAGGAAUCGUUGUUAUGCCAGCGCUUUCAAGAAGGGCUGUUUGAUGGCCUGCUGGUUGGAGACAGAACUUACGCUUGUCAAAGUUUUUUAAUGACUCCCCAUCCUGACCCUGAUACAAAAUCACAACAUGACUUUAACAUGGCCCUCAGUCAAACCAGGCUCAAGAUAGACAUGACUUUGGCCAUUUUAAAGGCACGGUUCAACUGUCUUUGUGACCUAAGAGUAUCACCAGAGCGGGCAUCUCAGAUGAUAGGUGCCUGUGUUAUCCUCCACAACAUAGCCACUAUAAGGAAGGAGCGGGUGCCAAAUGAAUAUCAACUCCCACCUGAUGAUAUUGAGCCUUUCACAGAGGACCGUCCAUCUGGCAGAGCUGUCAGAGAUGCAAUCACAGCAGAAUAUUUCACUAAGCAUUGAGUUAAAGCAAAAUGACCCACAUGUUUACACAUAUUCCUUAACUGCCUUUCAUGUUAAGACAAACAUAUUUCAUAUGUGACCCUGGACCACAAAACCAGUCUUAACUCUCUUGGGGUAUAUUUUUUAGCAAUAGCC
Molecule: messenger RNA, 1215 nt
Organism: Carassius carassius (crucian carp)
Lineage: Eukaryota; Metazoa; Chordata; Actinopteri; Cypriniformes; Cyprinidae
Gene: harbi2
Product: harbinger transposase derived 2
Exons: 4
Coding region: 22-1080 (352 amino acids)
Source: RefSeq, a predicted model, not a curated record